UGCCGCCUUGUGGCCCGCACGGGAGCCCAGUUCUCAAGAUUCACUGACACAGCACACCUGCCACCGUUUGGCCCCGUCUCCCAGUAUUAGCCCGGCACAAUGGCAGGCGGGGUCAAGAAGCCCGUCAACAUCUUCAAGCUCAGGCGCCUGGGCGAGCCCAGCGAGGUCUUCAACUGGCGCCUCUGGUUUGCCAUUCUCUCCUUCGCGCUCCUGGGCGCUGCCCGUGGUGUCGAUGAGGGUCUCAUCAGCGGCGCUUUCAACAGCAAGCACUUCCAGAACAGCAUCCAUUACAGUUCGUACUCGAAAGCCGAACAAGCCAACAUCAAGGCCAAUGUGUCGGCCAUGGUACAGAUUGGCUCCGUGGGCGGAGCUCUCAUUGCUUUCCUGGUCUGCGAUAGAAUCGGCCGCAUCUGGGCCACCCGCCAGCUCUGCGUCCUGUGGAUUGUCGGCAUCGCCAUCUUCCUGGGGUCCAACGGCAGUCUUGGGGCUAUCUACGCCGGCAGGUUCAUCGCCGGGCUCGGCAUAGGACAGACACCCGUCGUCGGACCCGUCUACAUUGCCGAGAUCGCGCCGGCCAGCAUCCGUGGCCUCUGCACUUGCUUCUUCACCGGCUUCGUCUACCUCGGCAUCGUCCUCGCCUACUUCACCAACUACGGCUGUCAAGUCAACAUGGGCGACACCACUGCCGCGCGAUGGCAAGUGCCCACGAGCCUGCACAUCAUGUUCGCCGGCCUCAUUUUCAUCCUGACCUUCUUCCAAUACGAGUCACCGCGGUACCUGGCGCUGAAGGACAAGCCCGACAUGGCGCUCCGAACCAUGUCCCGCCUCCGCAAGCUCCCCCAGGACCACGAGUAUGUGGUCACCGAAGUCAGCAUCAUCAACGCCGCCCUGCGCGAGGAAGCCGAGGCCACCAGGGACGCGGGCUGGCUCGGCACGCUCAAGGAGACCUUCGCUGACCCCAGCAACCUUUAUCGCUUCUUGCUCGCCAUCGCCGCCCAGAUCCUCUCGCAGUGGUCCGGCGCGGGCUCCAUCACCCUGUACGCGCCGGACCUGUUCCACCUGCUCGGCUUCGCCGACACCGACACGGCCCUGCUCGUGACCGCCAUCUUCGGCAUCAUCAAGCUCGUCGCGGCCGUCAUCUGCGCGCUCUUCCUCGUCGACGUCAUCGGCCGCAAGCGCUCGCUGCUGCUGGGCAUCGCCUGCCAGGCCGUCUCCAUGGUCUACGUGGCCGCGUUCCUGACCGCCGUGCCCCAACUCGACACCGCCAAGGCCCUGGAGGGAUCGCAGCUGGCCGCCUCCAAGGCCGCCGUGGCCAUGAUCUACCUGUCCGGCUUCGGCUGGGCUCUCGGCUGGAACUCGAUGCAGUACCUCCUCACGGCCGAGCUGUUCCCGCUGCGCAUCCGCGCCUUCUGCACCUCCAUGGCCAUGACGUUCCACUUUGCGAACCAGUACGGGAACUCGAGGGCCGUGCCCCCCAUGCUGCUGUCGGUUGCCGACGGCGGCAUCUCGCCGCAGGGUACCUUCUGGUUCUUUGCCGCCGUGACGCUUCUGGGCGGUUUGUGGGUGUGGUUCGCCGUGCCCGAGACCGCGGGGAGGAGUCUGGAGAGCAUGGAUCGCUUGUUCAGUUUGCCUUGGUACAAGAUCGGGAGAUAUGGCAACGUGGAGGCCGAGCUGGAGGAUGCGAGAGCUGCGAGCGAGGCGAAGGCCAAAGGGCUCCAGGAGGACGAGCCGAAGCAGGUGGUCGCCGAGGAGGUCGAUGCUGCGGCGACGCAGCGCGAGAAGGGCGAUGCUCGGGUAUGAUGAGAGGGGGUCAAUGGCUGCACUGGUCGUCGUGCUCGAGAGUUUAGCGCAGGCUUGAUGUUGGAUAGCCCUGUUUGUGCUUCUCCAUAUUGCUGACCCGAAAUUUCAAUUCUAGCUGGUCAUCCGGGCGGAAUGAAAAAGGCCUACCUACAACUGACAGUCAACCUGGCCACGCUACACAAACUGCCAGCCAAACAUGUGCUUGAACAGGCGGUACAAGUCUCCCCGUUCUGAAGUCG
Molecule: messenger RNA, 2039 nt
Organism: Thermothielavioides terrestris NRRL 8126
Lineage: Eukaryota; Fungi; Ascomycota; Sordariomycetes; Sordariales; Chaetomiaceae
Exons: 2
Coding region: 100-1800 (566 amino acids)
Biological process (GO): transmembrane transport; carbohydrate transport
Cellular component (GO): membrane
Molecular function (GO): carbohydrate:proton symporter activity
Source: RefSeq, a predicted model, not a curated record